AUGGAACCAGAUCGCAUCGGUCCAGAUACGACUGUGAAGGCACCUCUCGGUGACAGGAUCAAGCAGAGAGGGCAGAGGAUAGUACGAGCCGUCACAACCCGCGAUGGCCUCAUUGGCGACUACGACUAUGCCUUCCUCUUCAAGCCGCGCCUGCCGUUCAUGAAGAAGCCGAAGCAAGCAGCGCCCUUCUUUGGCCUGAACGACAAGAUGCCAGUCUUCCUUGCCCUUCUGCUGGGAUUUCAGCAUGCUCUUGCUAUGUUGGCUGGUCUAAUCACUCCUCCCAUCAUUCUCGCUGGCUCCGGCGGCGCCAACCUCACUGGCACACAGUCUCGGUACCUUGUUUCUGCUUCACUCAUCUACUGCGGCAUCGGCUCUGCGGUCCAGAUCACCCGCUUCCACAUCUACAAAACGCCCUACUUCAUUGGCACUGGCCUCAUUUCCGUCGUCGGUACAUCUUUUGCGACUAUACCCGUUGCCACCGGCGCGCUUGCUCAGAUGUACGCCUCCGGGUAUUGCCCAUCAAACGCUGAUGGCACGAAGCUACCAUGCCCGCGUGGCUACGGCGCCAUUCUCGGUACAGCGGCCGUCUGCUCGCUACUUGAGAUUGCCCUGUCAUUCGCUCCCGCGAAGGUACUGAAGCGUGUCUUCCCACCACUUGUCACUGGGCCAACAGUCAUGCUGAUCGGCGUGAAGCUGAUCGCAUCCGGCUUUCAGAACUGGGCUGGUGGCUCUGGAACCUGUGCGUCACGCCCAACUACCGGCAACUUCCAACUUUGCCCGUCCAACACUGCACCGAUGGCCGCUCCGUGGGGAUCAGCACAAUUCAUUGGCCUUGGUUUCUGCGUCUUCCUGACCAUCAUCCUCACCGAACGCUACGGCUCACCCAUCAUGAAGUCCUGCGCUGUCGUCGUCGGCCUCCUGGUCGGCUGCAUCGUCGCAGCAGCGUGUGGCUACUUCUCGGACACCGGUAUCACCGCAGCUCCCGUUGCCAACUUCCUCUGGGUUGAGACCUUCCCUCUGUCCGUUUACGGGCCGAUGGUGUUACCAUUCUUAGCAGUAUACCUCGUCCUCAUGAUGGAAGCCAUUGGUGACAUUACCGCCACUUGCGAUGUGUCACGUCUGGAAGUCGAGGGCAAGACCUUCAACUCCCGCAUCCAGGGCGGUGUCCUCGCCGACGGCCUCAAUGGCAUGUUUGCCUGCCUCGCGACCAUCACUCCCGUUUCCACAUUCGCGCAGAAUAACGGUGUCAUCGCUUUGACGCGCUGCGCCAAUCGCAAGGCAGGAUACUGCUGCUGUCUCUUCCUGAUCAUCAUGGGCGUCUUCGCUAAGUUCGCGGCUGCUCUGGUUGCGAUCCCGUCGCCUGUGCUUGGUGGCAUGACAACAUUCCUGUUCUCCGCUGUCGCAGUAUCGGGUAUUCGCAUCAUCUCGACCAUUCCUUUCACGCGCCGCAAUCGCUUCAUCCUGACUGCAGCCCUUGCUGUCGGUUACGGCGCUACGUUGGUUCCUACCUGGUUCAACUACGUCUUCACCUACGAUGGCGGAAACAGGGCGCUCAUUGGCUUCAUGAACGCCAUCACCCUCGUCAUGGAGACCGGCUUUGCCGUCACUGCCUUCCUGGCACUCUUCCUCAACCUCUUCAUUCCAGAGGAGGUCGAUGACGAAGUCGUUGACGUCAACGGCCUUCCUGCUGACACGGUGCCUAAUCCUACUGCUGUGGCAGGUGGAAGCGCUAUUGCGGACAAGGGUCACACUACGGCGGAGACUUCGUCCAGCCGGAGCGAUAGCGUGGAUAAGAUUGAUGCGGCCGGAAAAGAGAGAUCUGCUUGA
Cyphellophora attinorum is the source of this 1827-nucleotide messenger RNA. RefSeq names its product Purine permease. The transcript is spliced from 2 exons. Bases 1 to 1827 code for a protein of 608 amino acids. Gene Ontology annotation, cellular component: membrane; fungal-type vacuole. The record is from RefSeq and is a predicted model, not a curated record. NCBI's taxonomy places the organism in Eukaryota, Fungi, Ascomycota, Eurotiomycetes, Chaetothyriales, Cyphellophoraceae. Gene Ontology annotation, biological process: transmembrane transport; xanthine transport. Gene Ontology annotation, molecular function: xanthine transmembrane transporter activity.